AUGGCCAGCAACCCACAGAGAUCGCUCAGAGGGCCAAGCUACCCAUCUCGAGUCAGAGAACCUUUCCUGCGGAUGAUCCAUGCCCAGGAGUCCCUCCCGACUUCCCGGACAUGGACCGAGCGUGAGUUCUUCCUCCCCAAAGAAUCCUGGGAGUUGCCCGGCUUCAAGCGGCAAGCCUACCACAAGCUGGUCCACAAGCCGCCCCCCUGCACGGGGAUCAAGUCCCAGGUGCGUCACCGGCUCCUCCACCCCUGGAAGGACAGGAGCCAGCACACCUGGGGCUUCCACACCUGGCUGGAUGUGGGGCGUUUGCCUGCCACCUUCCCCUCACAGCCCAACCAGCCCUACACAAGCAACGUGUGGCGCUGGCUGACCCACUCUGAUGCCUACCGCCAUCCCUCAGCGGGGCUUCCCAUCCCCCCUCCCUCCUGGCUGGGACCCAACAGUUUCCUGAGCUUUAUCGGCUACACCCCCAUCUUCCUGGAUGCAAACCGGAAGCACAAGGUGAUCUUCAUGACAAUGAAGGAGUUACAGGAAGCCGAGAAACUCAGGCUGCGGAGUGAGGCAAGGGCGCCCCCACUCGAUGUCCAUGGCAACAUCUUGCCCCCUGCAAGCUUCAAAAAGUACAAGCACAUCUCUUCUGGUGGAAGAUUUGAACCACAGGGCCUGCAGCUCAUGCCCAACCCACUGCCUAAUCCUCUCACCUGGGGCUGGCCCUGCCCCAACUCUCUGCCUCAUUACCAGGAGAAGGUGCUGAAGCUGGCCUUGCUGCCCAGCGCACCCCUGAGCCAGGACCUCGUAAGGGAUUACCAAAUCCUGCUAAAGGACCGUAGGACCCUGCCCCUCUACCAUCUCUCCAAUGCGCAACUUGACAAGACUUCCACCAGGAAGAGGGAAAGAAGACCCGGUGACAUCUAG
Molecule: messenger RNA, 918 nt
Organism: Ochotona curzoniae (black-lipped pika)
Lineage: Eukaryota; Metazoa; Chordata; Mammalia; Lagomorpha; Ochotonidae
Gene: TEX52
Product: testis expressed 52
Exons: 3
Coding region: 1-918 (305 amino acids)
Source: RefSeq, a predicted model, not a curated record